AUAAGAACCACAAAAAGUAACCGGACGCAUAACGGAUCGAACAUUUGAAUUUAAUUCUAAUUUAUUUGUAUAUUGCAAGUAUUUCGCACUGUAGAUUAAUAUAUCACGCAUUUAACAAAUAUGACAAGUAACGCCCAAGCUACGAAAAACUCUAUUACACUGAAAGGUUCAGCGGCAAUCGUCUGCGAGUACUUAAAUUAUGGGAUCAAUUCGAUUCUCUUUCAACGCGGGAUUUAUCCGCCAGAGACAUUUGUUAACACACAGCAGUACGGGCUGACGAUCCUUAUGUCAAAAGACUCGAAAAUUGAGGAGUUCUUGCGGACAGUUUUGCAGCAAACGCAAGAAUGGCUCUCGAAGAACCUCCUCGACAAGAUUUCAAUGAUAAUCACCAACGUCCACACGAAAGAGAUCCUCGAAUGCUGGGAUUUCCGCGUGCAAAAUGAAGCGGGCGAUGGGACGGAUAAGGAGUCGGGCAACCCAACAUCGAGCAAGGAAUUGAAGAGAAUUCAGCAGGAAAUUAGGGAUGUAAUGCGGCAGAUCUCGGCGACCGUUAGCUACUUGCCGCUUUUAGAUUGCAUUUGCACCUUCGACGUCCUCAUCCAUACCGUUAAAGACUGCGACGUGCCUGAAGAAUGGGGCGAGACGGAAGCGGCGUUCAUCCAGAACAGCCAAGCCGUUCAGUUGAGGUCGUUCUCGACUGGACUACAUAAGGUCGAUACCGUUGUAAACUAUAAAAUGACUGCCUGAAACAAGGGCUGAGAUACCUCCAACACAUUUGGGAUUGUAUAUAAGAAUUGGGAAGGCUGUCUGAUAUUUUGGACAAGCCAAAUGUGUGAAAAUGAUUAGUUCUAAGAUUAUUUAAUAAAAAUGUUAUUUUAAUUUGACUGAA
This is a messenger RNA of Hermetia illucens (black soldier fly), 889 nucleotides long. RefSeq names its product mitotic spindle assembly checkpoint protein MAD2A (gene mad2). The record is from RefSeq and is a predicted model, not a curated record. The transcript has 3 exons. Bases 121 to 747 code for a protein of 208 amino acids. Gene Ontology annotation, cellular component: cytoplasm; nucleoplasm; kinetochore. Gene Ontology annotation, biological process: mitotic spindle assembly checkpoint signaling. Lineage: Eukaryota; Metazoa; Arthropoda; Insecta; Diptera; Stratiomyidae.